AUGGACUUAGUGGCCUUUGAGGAUGUUAAUGUGGAGUUUACCACGGAGGAGUGGGCUUUCCUGGAUCCCACCCAGAAGAAACUCUACACAGAUGUGAUGUUGGAAACCUUCUGGAACCUGGCAUCAGUAGCAUGUAUUUUAGAAGACCAAUGUGACAACCAUGACAGUGAAGAUCAAUAUGAAAAUUCUUGGAUGAAUCUUAGCAGUCAUAUGGUAGAGAGACUCUGUACAAGGAAGGAUGGUAGUCAAUGCAGAGAAAACUUCAUCCAGAUUCCAAAUAAUAAUAAUAAAAAGAAAGAAAUUUCUGAAAUAAAACAACCUAAAUCCAGGUUGUGUAGGCAAAUCUUCAUGCGUUACUUAUCCUUGAAUAACCAUCUGAGCUCUCACAUUGGACCCAACCUAUACCUGUGUCAGGAAAAUGAAGAAAACCUUUAUAAAUAUGAGGAACCUGAGAAAGCUUUCAAGCCUCACCAACAUAUUCAAAGUCAUGAAGGCAGUCCCAGUGGGAAAGCUUCCUUUAGAAAUCAUGAAAGAAUGCGUAUUUCUGGGAAACCAUAUGAGUGUAAGCAAUGUGGGAAAUGCUUUAGUUGUCUCAUUUUCCUUAAACUUCACAAAAAUACUCAUAGUGGAGAGAAACCAUAUCAAAGUAAGCAACAUGGCAAAGCUUUCAGGUCUCCCAAGUACUCUGGAGAAAAUGAAAGAGCGCUCACUGCAAAAAAACCCUAUCAAUGUCAGAAAUCUGAAAAAGCUUUUAGCUCCACUUCUCUUAGAAAUCAGGAAAGAACACACACUAGUGAGAAACCUUAUGAACGUGGAAACGUCUUCAAUUGGCUCACCUCUCUUCGAAAACACAAAAGAAGUCAGGCCAGAAAGCGGCCUCAUGAAUGUAAGGAAUGUGAUAAAACUUUCCGUUAUCCCUCUUUACUUAGAAUUCAUGAAAGAAGACACACUGGGGAAAAACCCUAUGAAUGUAAGCAAUGUGGGAAAGCUUUCUUUCAUCCAACUUCCUUCCAAAGUCAUGUAAAAGCUCAUAAUAAGGAAAAAUUCUACGAAUGUAAGCAAUGUGGCAAAACCUUCAGUUCUCUAGGCUCUCUUGGAAAACAUGAAAGAAAUCAUGCUGGAAAGAAGCCUUAUGAAUGUAAGGAAUGUGGCAAAACUUUCCUUUAUCACUAUUCCCUUAGAAUUCAUGAAAAAACUCAUACUGGGGAAAAACCCUAUGAAUGUAAGCAUUGUGGUAAAGAUUUUUUUCAUCGAACUUCCCUCCGUCGUCAUGAAAGAAUUCAUACUGGGGAAAAACCUUAUGAAUGUAAGCAAUGUGGGAAAGCUUUCUUUUAUACACGUUCCCUCCAAAGUCAUGAAAGAACUCAUAAUAAGGAAAAACCCUAUGAAUGUAAGCAAUGUGGUAAGACUUUUAGUUGUUCCAAAUCUCUUAGCAAUCAUGAAAGAACACAUAUUGUGGAGAAACUGUAUGAGUGUAAGCAAUGUGGAAAAGCUUUCAGAUAUUCCAUAUCUCUUAGAAAUCAUGAAAAAAUUCAUACUGUGCGGAAACCUUAUGAAUGUAAGCAAUGUGGGAAAGCUUUUAGAUAUUCUACAUAUUUUAGAAAUCAUGAAAGAAUGCAUACUAGGGAGAAAUCCUAUGAAUGUAAGCAAUGUGGGAAAGUUUUCAGACAUUCCACUUUUCUUAGUAAUCAUGAAAGAAUGCAUAAUGGGGAGAAAUCCUAUGAAUAUAAGCAAUCUGGGGAAGCCUUUAGUUCUCACAAUUCCCUUGCAACACCUGAAAGAAAUCAUGAUGGAAAGAAGCCUCAUGAAUGUAAGGAAUGUGGCAAAACUUUCCUUUACCCAUCUUUCCUUAGAAUUCAUGAAAGAAUGCAUACUGGGGAAAAACCCUAUAAAUGUAACCAUUGUGGUAAAGCUUUCUCUUAUCUGUCUUCCCUCCAAUGUCAUGAAAGAACUCAUAAUAAGGAAAAACCCUAUGAUUGUAAGCAAUGUGGGAAAGCUUUCAGACAUCCCAUUCUUCUUAGAAAUCAUGAAAGGAUGCAUACUGGGGAGAAACCCUAUGAAUGUAAGCAAUGUGGGAAAACCUUUUGUUCUCCUAAUUCUCUUGCAACACAUAAAAGAAAUCAUGAUGGAAAGAAGCCUCAUGAAUGUAAGGAAUGUGGUAAAACUUUCCUUUAUCCUUCUUUGCUUAGAAGUCAUCAAAGAAUGCAUACUGGGGAAAAACCCUAUGAAUGUAAGCAUUGUGGAAAAGAUUUCUCUCAACGAACUUACCUCCGUCGUCAUGAAAGAACUCAUACUGGGAUAAAAUGCUAUGAAUAUAAGCACUGUGAUAAAGGUUUCUAUUAUCUGUUUUCUCUCUAA
Messenger RNA from Pipistrellus nathusii (Nathusius's pipistrelle), 2358 nucleotides. The record is from the annotation of a GenBank genome assembly. NCBI's taxonomy places the organism in Eukaryota, Metazoa, Chordata, Mammalia, Chiroptera, Vespertilionidae.